GACGUCACUACCCAUAGAGAGGACGGAGAAGAAGAGACCCUCCCCGGUGGGGCAUAAAAGCAAGCAAGCUCGAAUCUUUGCGCGCGGGCUUCCACACUCUGUCACAAACUGGGUAGUCGCCUGUCAAGCUUGAAACAUACCUCUCACGCAGGUGGUUGCUGCGCUGUCAACCCGGGCACCGCGUGUCCAGCGAUAUUCUGCGGAAGAACUGCUCUUCUUGAGCGGAGCGUUCUCCGGCACUCUGGCCCCAAAGCCCCAUCCCGCCUCCACAGAGGCCGACAAGCACGAUGGCGGCGGCUCUUGAUGUCGCGAGGCAUGCCGCCGAGCAAACCACGAUCCGUCGUGCGCUGGCCGGCGUCGCUGUCGCCUAUGCCGGUUACAAGGUCCUCGUUGCUCUGUACAACAUCUCGCCCUUCCAUCCACUGUCUCGCUUUCCCGGCCCGAGGCUUGCGGCAGCAGGAUACUUUUACGAGGCAUACUACGAUUGGAUUCGUGGUGGGAAGUAUACGCAAGAGAUCAAGCGCAUGCACGAGAAAUAUGGCCCCAUCGUCCGCAUCAACCCCGACGAGCUCCACUGCAACGACCCUCUGUUCACCGACGAGAUAUAUGCCGGUCCGGGACGAGUCAGAGACAAAUGGUACCACCAGCUCAACACGGGCGGUGCCGGGCCCGUGUCGGUGACUGCCUUCUCGACCGUCCCGCACGAGGUGCACAAGAUGAAGAAGGCCCCCUAUGCGCGCUUCUUCUCCCGCCAACAGAUCGCCAAGCUCGAAGGCGAGGUCCUCGACGCCGCGCAGCUCGUGACGAACAAGAUGCUGUCCAUCGCGCAGUCCUCGAAGAAGGCCAGCGAGAGCCAGCACGGCGAGGUCUUCGACGUCAAGGACGCCUUCAACUGCUACACGGCCGACGUCAUCGGGCAAUAUGCCUUUGGCACCUCCAUGGGCUUCAUCACACAGGAGGGCUGGACGCCCAACUUUGCGACCUGGGUCAAGUCGUUUCUGCAGUCGGCCUACACGAUGCGGCAUAACGCGGUGGCGCGCAAGGUCGCGCAGUACAUCCCACUCAUGGCGGACUACAUGGGUGAGGAUAUUGCCACUGUCAUGAGGCAGAUGAAUGUCGUCAUUCCGGGGUACAUCCAGGCUGCACUGGACGAUCCGGAGAACGGGCGUGUGUUUGCCGAGGUCCUGCAGAACAAGAGUCUUCCAGAUAGCUACAAGGACAUGUUCCACCUGUCUGGAGAAGGGUUCAAUUUUCUGCUAGCAGGGACAGAGACUACUGCAGCCAUUCUCACCGUCAUCACAUAUCACCUCCUCCACCAGCCAGCCAUCUACAAGCGCCUUAUGCAGACCCUUGACGACACCUCUCCCUCCACGCUGAAAUGGUCCCACCUCGAGAACAAGCCUUACUUCUGGGCCAUCGUACAGGAGUCUCUACGCAUCAUGCCGGGCGUCUCGCACCGCUCCGCGCGCAUCGCGAGGGAUGAAGACCUGCACUACAAGAGCGCGAGCGGCGACGUCGUCUACGUCGUCCCGCGCGGCACGCCGAUCGGCAUGUCCUCCGUGAUCAACCACAUGGACCCUGGUUUGUUUCCCGAUCCGGAGGCGUUCAGACCCGAGCGGUGGCUUCUGGAGGAUGGAUCGCCAAACUACAAGCUCCAGAAGUAUUUGCUGGCUUUCAGCCGGGGAAGUCGGUCUUGUAUUGGCGAGAAGUGAGUUCCCUCCCCCUCCCCCCUUCCCGCUACGUUCCCUUUUCGUGCCUUGAUCAAUCGAUGAGGCCGAAAGUCUUCAGAAAGUCCAAAGGCUGACAACGGUAAUCCACAGUCUUGCAUACUGCGAGAUCUACA
Molecule: messenger RNA, 1843 nt
Organism: Microdochium trichocladiopsis
Lineage: Eukaryota; Fungi; Ascomycota; Sordariomycetes; Xylariales; Microdochiaceae
Product: cytochrome P450
Exons: 3
Coding region: 288-1712 (474 amino acids)
Molecular function (GO): monooxygenase activity; heme binding; oxidoreductase activity, acting on paired donors, with incorporation or reduction of molecular oxygen
Source: RefSeq, a predicted model, not a curated record